CAAUCUGGAAUAAUGAUGUGCAGGGCGAAAACGCCGCGUUGGGUUUCACCACUUUGGUGCAUAACGGUCUGUGGGAGCCAAACUUGAUUGUGAAUAUAUACUUUCCCAUUAAAGUGGGCAAGAUUCUGACUGUAUCUUCAACUAUCCGUGCAUUAAUGAAUAUAUAAAGUUAUAUUCUUAUAUCUUUAUAUAGCUGUAGAAUAUAUAUUGUUAACUGUGGUUAUUUUCUUACCAUUCCAAUCGAUAUUUGAUCACCUGUUGCCAAGCAAUUACAGCAAUAUAACCCUAGGAAAAAAAGUACAAAAAAGUAAAAAACAUAAAAGAAAGAAAAGAAAAAGAAAGACAAGCGAAAGAAAGAAAAGCGAAAGAGAAACACGAAAUAUUUGGAAAGUAGUACUGGAGUCAGUAGUAGUUGUAAUAGUAAAUACAGUAGUAGUAAUAGUAAAUACAGUAGUAGUAAUAGUAGUAGUAGUAGAAGUAGUAGUAGUAGUAGCAGCAGCAGCAGCAGUAAUAGGUGCCGUCAUACUAUUGUUUAUUUGUUCCAUCAACUUCAAAGAUAGGAAAUAUUUGUUAUAAAGAACCCGAACCAAUGGCAGCAAAAACGGAUUAUUGGGUGGCCGAAAGUAUAAAGGAUGUUCCAUUUGUAGAUCGAUACGAAAUGGGAGAUGAACUUGGAAGAGGUGCCAGUGCUAUUGUAUAUUCCUGUCGGAAUAAAAAAGAUAACACCCAGUGGGCAGUGAAAAAGAUAACCAAAAGGCCUCACAGUCGAGUGGUCACUGUUGAAAUCAAAGUGUUAUUAGGACUCAGUCAUCCAAAUGUCGUUCGAAUGAAAGAAGUAUUUGAGACUACAACUAGUUUGCAUUUGGUUCUUGAAUAUGCUAUUGGUGGUGAGCUUUUCGACAGAAUUGUUGAAAGAGGUUCCUACUCAGAAAAAGAUGCUGCAAAUGUGUUUCGACAAAUACUCACAGGCAUUGAGUAUCUCCACCAAAACAGUAUCAUUCACAGAGACUUAAAGCCUGAAAACUUACUUUACUGCACAAAAGAUGAAGAUUCUGUCCUUAAAAUUGCUGAUUUUGGUUUAUCAAAGAUCAUGACGACUAGCACUUUGAGUAUGUCAAUGUGUGGUACACCCAGCUACUGUGCUCCUGAAGUCCUCCAAGGUUCCAUGUACAGUUUUCCUGCAGACAUAUGGAGUGCUGGUGUUAUCUUGUUUAUUUUACUCGUUGGUUAUGAGCCAUUUUUUGCAUCAAAUGAUCACAAAAUAUACAAGAGAAUCAUUCGAAUUGACUGGAAAUUUGAAUCUCCCUGGUGGGAUGAUAUUAGUAGCAACAGUAAAGAUUUGAUUUCUAAAAUAUUGAUCCGUGAUGCUAACAAGCGUCCUAACCCAACAGAAGCCUUGCAGCAUCCCUGGGUAACAGGAGAAGCAGCCAAGGAUGAGAACAUGGUGAAAACUAAGCAAAGAUUGAUAUCUUUUAAUGGACGAAGAAAGUUAAAGGCUGCUGCAAAGGCUGUGAUCAUGACAAACAGAGUUAUGAAGUUUGCAGGCAGAACUACCAGUUAAUUUGCCAGUCAAUGUCAAAGAAAAAACAAAAAAAUUAUUUGAAUUUUAAACAUUUCAUAUUAUUAUUAUUAUAAUUAUUAUUAUUAAUUAUCAUCGUUGUUAUUGUUGUUGUUAAUAUUGCUAUUAUUGUUGUUGAAGUAAUAAAAACAAAAAAUGGUAUUAUUAUUAUCAAUAAUAUUUAAGAAAUCAUUAUUAUUAUUAUUAUUAUUAUUAUAAUUAUUAUUAAGGCAGUGAGUGGCAGAAUAUUUAGUUAUCUCUGCUACAUGGUUCUGAGUUCACAUAUAACAAAGGCCCACUUUUGCUUUUCAUACAUCCAGUGUCAACCUCACUCAACCAACAAAUGGUUAAGCCUUGUAACUCUGUUACAAAUUAUUAUUAUUACUAUUAUUAUUAUAUUUAUUAUCAUUAUCAUUAUUAUUAUUAUUAUUAUUAUGUAAACAGCAACAUCAGUAGAGCCAAGGAGGAAACUACUUUACAGUAUUUCAUGAUCUCCUUUUACACUCAUCUCAUAACAGAGACGACUUAGUCUUUCACUUUUCUUGGAUCAAUAAAACAAGAAUCAGAUGAGGACAGGAACAGAUUAAACUGCAUACAGCAUCCUUCCUCUAAAUUGCUGCCCAAAUCAUUAUUAUUAUUAUUAAUAUUAUCAUAGGUGCCACUUUUGUCGAAGGCUUAUAUAUUUGUAUAUAUUUAUCCAGUAAACAAUUGAUCAGUAAAUAAAAUAGAAUAAUAGCAAUAUCCUA
Messenger RNA from Octopus bimaculoides (California two-spot octopus), 2304 nucleotides. Its product is annotated as calcium/calmodulin-dependent protein kinase type IV. The record is from RefSeq and is a predicted model, not a curated record. Gene Ontology annotation, biological process: protein phosphorylation. NCBI's taxonomy places the organism in Eukaryota, Metazoa, Mollusca, Cephalopoda, Octopoda, Octopodidae. Gene Ontology annotation, molecular function: ATP binding; protein kinase activity.